AUGCCAUCAAUUUACCGUUCCCCAUACCCAGAUCUGGAUAUCAAAUCAGUUGAUUUGGUCUCCUAUCUGUUCUCCAAUCCUUUCAACACGCCCUUGGACCGGCCUAUAUACAUCAAUGCUGUCUCAGGAGAGCAAUAUACUCUCGGAGAUGUGAUGCAACGUACACGCUCUCUGUCCAACGGGCUUCGGCAAAGUAUAGGGGUAAAGCCCAACGACGUCGUGGCAUUAUUCAGUCCCAACACCAUCGACUACCCUGUGGUAUGCCAUGCAAUUGUAGGCUCCAGGGCUAUCGUUGCCCCGACCAGUGCGGCUUUGACAGCACUAGAGCUUAACGCUCAGCUCAAGACCAGCGGGGCCAGGUUCAUCAUCGUCCAUUCGUCUUUGUUGGAGACUGCUCAAACCGCAGCCAAGGGGACAUCUGUCGAGAAGAUUGUCUUGAUAGAUGACCAAACACCGGCCAAUGGCCAACCUACAUGCAAUCAUCUCGCUAGUACAUUUGCGCCCGGUGAUUUUCUCGCUAUCGAUCCAGCCGAGGCAGAUCGCCAACCCACAUUCAUCUGCUUUUCAUCUGGAACAUCAGGCGCAGCCAAGGGUGUCAUUACAACACACCAGAACAUCACCUCGAACCUCCAGCAAUGGCGCUACCAAAUGCUAGACUCCGGUCUUCCCGCCCAGCGACCAGCAAGACAAUCCGCCAUUGCAUUCCUACCAUUCAGCCAUAUCUACGGCUUGAAUCUGUUCAUGUGCCAGUGUUUGAUAUGGGGCACAACAGUGGUCAUCAUGCCCAAGUUUGACCUCGAUCUAUACCUCAGUUGCAUCCAGAAGUACCGACCAGACGAGUUGACAGUAGUGCCACCCAUUGCCCUGCUGUUGGUCAAAGACCCAAGGGUCUCCAACUACGAUCUAAGCAGCGUGCGCAAGAUCAUGUCUGCCGCCGCACCGCUUACAAUCGAAUUAUCGUCCGCCCUCGAAGCCAAGUUCGCGGAGAUUUCCAAGACAGAGGUAUUCUGCACCCAGUCAUGGGGUCUGACAGAGACCUCGCCAAUGGCGACAGCCGUCCCGAAUGACCGCAUGGAUAAGCGAAACACGGGCGUGGGCUGUAUUGUGCCGAACAUGCAGCUCCGCUUUGUGGAUCCCGAGACGAUGAAAGACGCAGCCGUCACAUCUGACGGGUCCACGGCACCCGCGGAGAUCUGGUGCCGGGGUCCGAACGUGGUGAUGGGCUACUACAACAACGACGAAGCGACGAAAGAAGCAUUCCACGUGGACGAGAAUGGGACGAGGUGGUUCCGCACGGGUGAUAUCGGCACUAUCGAUCGAGAUGGCUAUGUCAGUAUCCAGGAUCGCAUCAAGGAGAUGAUCAAGUACAAGGGGCUGCAGGUCAUCCCUAGCGAGUUGGAGGGAAAGCUGGUCGAUCACCCUGACGUGGAGGAUGCGGCCGUGACUGGAAUAUGGGUGGAUGACAGGGCCACUGAGCUACCGGUCGGCUUUGUGGUUUUGAGUCGCCAUGUUAAAGACAUGGAUCGGGAGACUGUCCUUGAUGGGAUACACGCGUGGUUGAAUGAGCGCAUUGCCAACCAUAAGCGUCUCCGUGGGGGGAUCUAUGUCUUGUCGCAAAUUCCCAAGUCGCCCAGUGGAAAGAUUCUGCGGAGACAGUUGAGGGAUUGGCUGAAGAUCCAAGGGCCUAAAGCUCGUCUGUGA
Molecule: messenger RNA, 1701 nt
Organism: Penicillium roqueforti
Lineage: Eukaryota; Fungi; Ascomycota; Eurotiomycetes; Eurotiales; Aspergillaceae
Product: acyl--CoA ligase
Exons: 1
Coding region: 1-1701 (566 amino acids)
Biological process (GO): secondary metabolic process
Molecular function (GO): CoA-ligase activity
Source: RefSeq, a predicted model, not a curated record